Molecule: messenger RNA, 771 nt
Organism: Zychaea mexicana
Lineage: Eukaryota; Fungi; Mucoromycota; Mucoromycetes; Mucorales; Lichtheimiaceae
Exons: 4
Coding region: 1-771 (256 amino acids)
Source: RefSeq, a predicted model, not a curated record
AUGAAGUCUCUCGCUGUUGCUUCGCUUACUGUCCUUGGAUUGGCCUCUAAUGCCGCUGCCAGCAUCAAUGUCCUUACACCGUGGAAGGAUGUUUCCUGGAAGUCGGGUGGUCACGCCGAUGUUACCUGGAACGCUGAUGGUGCUGAUGCCAAGGAACUGUGUCAUAUUCAACUGAUGAACGGAAACACGGACGAUGGACAAAUUGUCGCAUAUGUUACCAACCCGGCAGCUCCUGUCCCUUGCUCUGACACUCGAUACGAUAUUGCACCCUUGAACGACUUUACUUCUGGCGACUAUUGGAUUCGAGUCGGUACUGAUGGUAGAUGGUCUUACUCCUCAAAGUUUCAGUUUGAGGGCAAAGGCAGUAUCGAUACAAAGAAGCUGAAUGCACCCGUGAAUGUCUUGCUCGGCGAACCUGCCCCCGUGAUUUCUCCUGGCGACGGUAAUAGCGCUGGCACUAAUCCCACUGGAUCUGCGCCAGUGUCACAAGGAACAGCAGCGCCCACGGCUACUGGUGCUAGCAUGGCUCACCCCAGCAACCCUUCUGGUGCAAGCUCAGGUGCUCUUCCUACAGCACUGAAAUCUGCUGCAUCAGCACCCACUCCACCAUCCGGUAGUGGCAGUGGAAGUAAUGGUAAAAGCCGCUCCUCGUCGUCGAAUUCGUCCUCGAAGACCAGCAAAAACGUCAAGACUGAAUCGUCUGCCAGCGGCACCCAAUCUGGAUGGAUGAUGGCUGGUGUCGCUGCCCUCUUUGCUGCCAUGACACUCUAA